AUGAGAGGAAUUCGAGGAAUAUCUACUGGCUCAGAUGGUAAUGGAACCAAAUCAUCAGCUCGAGAAACAAAUCGUGUGCAAUUGAUAACAUCACCCAAUCGAUAUCGAACCAAUCCUGCUUCAGUUGUGCAAACCAACUCAUAUCGAUUUCCUGAUGAAAUAGAAAUUUGUGCUGGACCUAUGCUAGUUGUUUAUUAUUUUGUUAAUGAAAUUAAUGAAAAUAUUCAUUUAGAAAAAAAUAUCGAAGAUGAAGGACAAAGAUUAAAUGUUACAACAGUUAAUGAUUUUGUUUGGAGAAAACGAAAAGAAAAUCAAGACAUUUAUCGACAAACAUCAUAUAAUGGAAAUCGACCGAUUUUAUAUUAA
This is a messenger RNA of Rotaria sp. Silwood1, 366 nucleotides long. NCBI's taxonomy places the organism in Eukaryota, Metazoa, Rotifera, Eurotatoria, Philodinida, Philodinidae. The record is from the annotation of a GenBank genome assembly.